AUGUCGUUCCAAUCGCUUGUGCUCCUCGUGACCAUGCUCGCGGCCAAGGGCUCGCCGACGUCGGUCGAGUCUGGCAUCAGCCGCAAGACCUUCCAGAUCAACAUCGAGACUGACAUGGACAGCAAUUGGGGCAAUGACCCUGUCAGGGUGUUUUACCCGGGUCUAGGUAGUGUCAACACUGCCAGCAAAACCAAGCCCCUGGCUGUGACGUACACUGCCGGUGAUCAACUGGGUGUCCAGCUCGGCCGCUGGUAUUGGGCCUACGACGGUGGCUUGGCUCCGCGGCUUGCGGGCGUCUGCCCCCCGCAUACACAAAAUGCGAACAAGAAUCCCGACAACUCUGGGGCGGAAAUUUUCGUGAACAGCGACUGCACGCUCCAGCAGGCCAAGCUCCCCGUUUACGGCGUUGGCUUCCCCAGCUACAUCGCAGCGGACUUCGAGCUAGGGAUCAAGAACGGCGUCUGCACGCUGUCGGUCAAGAACGUCGCCGGCCUCACAGAUGGACUCGGGACAGCAGACGCCUGCGUUUACCCCUGUAACGACUUCAACGCUAAAUCUUGCACAGCCGCCCAACUGGACGAGACGGUCGGCUGCGGCAAGUUGGUGGCCAGUGACUACACCACGGCCAUGGGCCAACCGAUCACGGAUUUCAAACAAGUCGCGGCCAUCCGUAGCGGCUUGGUACAGAAGUGCGCUCCCGGUCCCAAAUUCGGCGCUGUCCCGCUUGCCACAGGCGGUGGCCUGCCUGUCGUGACUGUGGUCAACAACUGCCCGAACACAGACGUCGUUUACAGUAUUAACCAAGGCCCAGCCGCUAGCUGCAAUCCCUCCGAUUGCGGCUCCCUUGUUAAGGCCGACACAUCCAACGCCUUCUGGAUCGGCUUCAAACCUUUCAACAAGUUUACGAACAACAAUUACGGCGCCGCCACCAUCGCCGAGGUGACUCCUCACUCGGAUGGAACAGCGGACAUUGACAUCAGCCGCGUGGAAGGUUUCAACUACGGUGUGUCGAUGAAGGACAAGGGCGGAGACUGGAGUGUGGUGUGCAAUGAUGUCAAUUGCAAGGAUGCCUACUGGCUGUGCGACAGCUCAUAUGGGAACAAGCUCUUCCCCGCGACGGGAAAGUUUGCCAGCAAGGAAAUCGUCAUCACGUUUUGCCCCAAGAAGGAGGCCGACACGGACAAUUUUCAAAACGUCAAUCAGUGCGCAACAGUUGAGCGUGAGCAAGCCACCACAACGGGUCCUCCAUACAUUUGCCAAUUCAACGAGUGGUAUGACAUGACCAAUGGCGGGACAUGCGUCACUGGCACCCCCGAAGGGGGAAAAUGCAUGGGAGCUGCACCCAGCCCGAUCAACGCUUGCAAAUCAGACUCGCGGAGUUUUUUUCCGUAG
Messenger RNA from Symbiodinium natans, 1392 nucleotides. The record is from the annotation of a GenBank genome assembly. NCBI's taxonomy places the organism in Eukaryota, Dinophyceae, Suessiales, Symbiodiniaceae.